UUCGCUAUGCUCGCGCCGCUCGACGCACUGGGCCACAACUAUGGCGUCUAUACUGUCACCGACCAGAGCCCGCGGCUGGCCAAGGAGAUUGCCAUCGGCCGCUGCUUCGACGGCUCCUCCGACGGCUUCUCCCGGGAAAUGAAGGCAGAUGCGGGCACAGCUGUCACCUUCCAGUGCCGUGAACCCCGUGCCAGACCCAGCCUCUUCCAGCGGCUGCUGGAGAACCCAGAAUCGGCGCUUGGUGACAUCCGUAGGGAGAUGGGUCAGGCCAACCGCGAUUCCCGGCUUGCCCAAACCCAGGCCGGAAAUACCGACCCCUUCGGUCUGCCCCCCGGACAGUGAUCUGGUUCACCACCUCGCUUCUCUGCCUUGCUUUAGACUCUGGCGUCUUCAGAAAGCCUUGCCCCGUUUUGUCCCCAGGCUUCUGGGUCCCCUUUCCCCUUUCCUGCCCGGAAUUUGGUCAAGACAAAAACUGUGGGUGCUGAUGAGAGUUUUGGGCAGACAGCUGUGGCUCUGUGAUCAGAAAGAAUGUUGGGCCGAGGACAUGGUUGUCCGCCUGAGGCCUGGGCCUCACUCCAGCCUAGGCAGGCUCUGGCUCACUCCCAUGCCCAGGCAGGCUCUGGCUCACUCCCAUGCCCAGUCCUUGAUUUGAAAUCACUAGGUGGCAGCCUGUUUGUGAGCUUUGUGGGACUCCCUGCGCCAGCUUUGGUUCUGAGGUCAUAUUUAUUGUUUCAGUGAGUGGGGAUCCAGUUUGGCCCCAUGGAAUGUGAGGAAAGGGUGCUUUGGGGCCCCCCAUGCAGUGGAAGCUGGCGCUGCAGGGUGGUGAUUCCUUGGUGCUUGGGAACGCCCUCCACUUGGGGGCAGGUGCUAUGGAGCUCAAUUAAACACUGUAUUCCUAA
Molecule: messenger RNA, 899 nt
Organism: Cricetulus griseus (Chinese hamster)
Lineage: Eukaryota; Metazoa; Chordata; Mammalia; Rodentia; Cricetidae
Source: RefSeq, a predicted model, not a curated record